CUCCCUUCCCACCCUAUAGGGCUGCUGGAGCGCCCCGCGCUGCCCCCGUCCCUCAGUGUCCCCACGGUCCGCUACAAACUCUUCGUGUCGGGACGCAGCGGGGUGGGCAAAACGGCCUUGGUGGCAACGCUGCUUGGGAACCACGUCCCCCCUUUGCACCGAGAGACGUUGGGCAUCGAGGUGAGCACGCUGUUCUGGCCCGCCGUCCCGCUGGGCUCCGAGCGCCCCGUGCUCUUUCAGCUCCAUUUCUGGGACUGCGGGGAGAAUGCCCUGCGGAAAUUCGAGCACCUCCUGCCGAGGCGGCGCAGAUCCCUUUUGCUGUUCUCCUUCACCGACCGCCCGUCCUUCGAGGAGCUGCCGGCGCGGCUGGAGCGUGUGCUGCAGCCCCACGAGACCGCUGCGCGUGGUGGUGGCACCAGAUUCGACUGUGGUCCCCACACUGCUGUGACGGAGGCGGACGUGGCUGUGUCCUUCGAUGGACAUUACUGGGGGCUGCGGGUGCUGCGGUCGGGGGGUUCUGGGGUGGCCGGGGAGGGUGGAACGGGUGGCCCCAUUGCUGGAUGCCCUGUGGGGCAGCUGUGGCAACGAGACCAGAUGGCAGCUGGUGUCAUCCAGAGGGGUCGGGAGGACCCCGAGGACUGGACCCCAUUUUAG
Molecule: messenger RNA, 654 nt
Organism: Coturnix japonica (Japanese quail)
Lineage: Eukaryota; Metazoa; Chordata; Aves; Galliformes; Phasianidae
Source: RefSeq, a predicted model, not a curated record